UCAGUAGCCUCUGAAAUCUUACUCAAAAAUGAACACCAAGGUCUUCAUCCUCCUCGGUCUGGCAGCCCUUGCCGCUGCAGACAGCUUUGAGUCCUACGAAUAUCGACCACCACAGAGACGCUCCUCUGAGGAAUCCUACGAAUCCGGGGAAGCCAAGUACGACUUCCAAUGGGCUGUCGAUCACGACGACUCAGGCAACAACUACGGACACCAGGAAGCUCGUGACGGUGAAGACACUCAGGGAUCCUACUACGUGCACCUCCCCGACGGCCGCCUCCAGACCGUCAAGUACUUCGUGGACGGCGACUCCGGCUACGUGGCUGAGGUCAACUACGAGGGCGAGGCUCGAUUCCCCGACUCCUAUGAGUCUGCUUCCUUUGAGUCCCGCGAAUACAGGCCACGUUACUUCUAUGAUUCCAAUGAAUCAAAGUAAAGUCCUCAAUCUGAUCGAUCCUUAAGGCAUGAAAGUUUUUUAACACAUUAUUUAUGUAUUUAUGUAUAAAAUUAUUAAAUACGCAAUGUGAAA
Messenger RNA from Penaeus chinensis, 526 nucleotides. Its product is annotated as pro-resilin-like. The coding region runs from base 29 to 433 and encodes 134 amino acids. Gene Ontology annotation, cellular component: extracellular matrix. The record is from RefSeq and is a predicted model, not a curated record. The transcript is spliced from 3 exons. Lineage: Eukaryota; Metazoa; Arthropoda; Malacostraca; Decapoda; Penaeidae.